Molecule: messenger RNA, 957 nt
Organism: Dovyalis caffra
Lineage: Eukaryota; Viridiplantae; Streptophyta; Magnoliopsida; Malpighiales; Salicaceae
Source: the annotation of a GenBank genome assembly
AUGGCGGAGCACUUGGCGUCGAUUUUCGGAACAGAGAAAGACAGAGUGAACUGUCCGUUUUAUUUCAAGAUCGGAGCUUGUAGACACGGUGACCGAUGCUCUCGUCUACACACCAAACCAAGCGUCAGCCCUACGCUUCUCUUAUCAAACAUGUACCAGCGUCCUGAUAUGAUCACCCCUGGUGUUGAUGCCCAGGGUAACCCGAUCGAUCCUCGCAUGAUCCAGCAACACUUUGAGGAAUUUUAUGAGGAUCUAUUUGAGGAGCUAAGCAAAUAUGGAGAAAUUGAGAGCUUAAAUGUCUGUGACAAUCUUGCUGACCACAUGGUGGGUAAUGUUUAUGUUCAGUUCAGUGAGGAAGACCAUGCUUCCAAGGCACUUAAGAAUUUGUCUGGGAGAUUUUAUGCUGGUCGUCCGAUUAUUGUGGAUUUCUCCCCAGUGACUGACUUCCGUGAAGCGACCUGUAGGCAGUAUGAGGAGAACGCUUGUAACCGUGGUGGGUACUGCAAUUUUAUGCAUCUUAAAAGAAUUGGCAGGGAGUUGAGGCGUCAGUUAUUUGGGAGUUACCGAAGCCGAAGUCGAAGCAGAAGCAGAAGCCCGUACAGGCAUCGUAGCUACGAAGAGCAUUCGCAUAGUGGGCGUGGUUCUAGUCGAAGAUACGAUGACUGGGAGCGGUAUUGUGAAAGUCGGAGCAGGAGGCAUAGGAGUACAAGCCCUGGACACCGGAGAGGACGAAGUAGAAGCCCUGGGGGAAGGCGCAAACGAAGCCCAGUUAGGGAAGGUAGCGAGGAGAGGCGUGCUAAAAUUGCACAAUGGAACAGGGAAAGGGAACUGCAUGAAGAAACAUCAAAGAACGUCAAUGCUGACAAUGGUAACAAUGACAAUGGGCAAAUGAAAAAUGGGAAUAACUAUGAAUAUCAGCAGCAGAUACCACCGGAGCAAAGAGAAUAUGGAUACUGA